This is a messenger RNA of Rattus norvegicus (Norway rat), 17429 nucleotides long. It is a transcript of the gene Osbpl8, whose product is annotated as oxysterol binding protein-like 8. Lineage: Eukaryota; Metazoa; Chordata; Mammalia; Rodentia; Muridae. Gene Ontology annotation, molecular function: phosphatidylserine-phosphatidylinositol-4-phosphate exchange activity; lipid binding; phosphatidylserine transfer activity. Gene Ontology annotation, biological process: phospholipid transport; positive regulation of D-glucose import across plasma membrane; fat cell differentiation. The record is from RefSeq and is a predicted model, not a curated record. Gene Ontology annotation, cellular component: endoplasmic reticulum-plasma membrane contact site; nuclear membrane; intermembrane lipid transporter complex.
ACUAGCAUUGAGUAUCCUAGUGAAGCAAAGGUUUCACUUUAGUGGUUCUGCUCUUGUUAAUCACAGCUGAUUCUUCUGCUCCAGCUGACCAGAACCACAGAUUUGUCAUGCAGAUGGCCUAGUAGAAAUUUUGCUUCCCUGUAAAACUUUACAAGCCAGGCUUCCUUUAUCUGCACAGCUCUCAACCUUCUUACCUUCCAGGUCCCUACAGAAAAGCUCACUGAACUGUCAAUACUGAUGGCUUUUCUAGCCCCAAAUUCCAAAGUCUGUCCACAAUCCUCCAAUACAAGGUGCUUAGGUCUGUCACAGCAAUGCCCCAGUCCUGCUACCAACUUGUCUUAGGUAGGGUUACUAUUGCAGUGAUGACCAAAGCAACUUGGUUGGUUUUAUUUUGGAGGAAAGGGCUUAUUUUGCUCAUAGUUCCUAAUGGUAGUUCAUCAUCAAAAGCAAAGAGGGCAAGAACUCUGGUAGGGCAGGAACCUGGAGGCAGAGGCCAUGGAGGAGUGGCUGCUCUUCAUGGCUUGCUCAAACUGUUUUCUUAUAGAACCUAGGACUACUACCCCAGAGGUCUUGUCACCCACAGUGGGCUAGGCCCUUCUGAAUUGUUCACUAAAUAAGAAAAUGCCUUACAGGCAGAUCAUAAGGAGGCAGGUUCCUAACCUCGGCCCCUCCUCUUUGAUGACUCCUGCUUGUAGUAAAGUGGCAUAAAGCUGAGCCAGCUGAACAAUGUCGCCUUCCACUUUUGAUAUUGUUUUAACAUUUAGCAAUGAUUUUUUUUUUAAAGAAGAGAUCUUCUUUAUCUUUUUUGGCUGUUUUCAAUGUAAAAUUUUUGAUAUGAAUAAAUUAGGUGUUCUUAGGCAUUCAUUAAAAUUGAGAUAAUAGAGACUUGAAAGAUGGCUUUGGUUAGGAGUGGGGUUGGCUCUUAUGUAGGAUCUGAGUUCAAAUCUUAGCUCUCAUAUCCAGCUGUCUUCUGGCUUACCUUGGGUACUGCACCCAUGCACAUAUAUCCCUUUCCACACAAAAAUUAUAGCACAUCAUAUUUUUUUGAGUUUUAAAAUCAUCAUAUUCAUAAAAACUUACAGCAGAAUGUGGUAGAUAUAACUCCUCAUAGUUGAUAUGAUUAUUACACUAACAGUUGUCAUAACUAUUUUGACAAAAAUGAUCACUUGGGUUGAAGGUAAUAGGCUCAUUUAGAAUUUCUUUUAGGAUAAGGCUGUCUGGCCCAGUGCCUCAGUGGGUAAUGUACUUGCUGAGCAAAUUUGGCAGCCUUACUUUGAGCCUCAAGAUUCAUAAAAUGGUAGAAGAGAACUGGUUCCAUCAAUUUAUCCUCUUCUCUGCAUGCAUUCCCUCCCCCCAGUACAUCAUGCACAUACAGAAUAAUAAUGAGCAAAUAAAGAAUUUCUUUUUGUGUGGAUAAGCCCACACCUAAUACUAAUUAUUUUAAAACUUAACUAGAUUACACCAUGAUGGUACAUGCCUAUAACCCUAGCACUUGGAAGCUAGAGGGAGGAUGAGGAGGUCUGGGGCUGUGUGAGACCCUGUCUGAAAUAAACACAACAUAAAAUAAACAGCCCCCCUCAUUACAAAAAAGAAAUAAGAUCUGUUAAGUCUGUGAUGAGAUGGUCUGUUAUGAUAGCUGAUAAUCACAUCUAGAAAACCUUGAGAGUCCACAGUAUGUCAAAUACUCAAGACCAGCAUUUCAGCCUCUGAGUGAGAAGAGUUAGUUAUAAAAGUAUGGUGACUAAUGCUUAAGUCAAUGUCUUCUAGUGCUUUUACAUGUGUUAGCUCACAGAAUUCCUAUAGGAGCAUAUAUAAUGUAUAAGUCAUUUCCCCCAUUUACAAAUGAACUCAAGUAGUUGUGAAGAGUGAUUUUUCCUGACUAACAUUGCACAGUAUGCAAAGCAACUCUAAUCUGGAAAAGAAUUUUCAUCUAGAUUUUAGAUUUUAAUAAUCCUUUUACAUGCAUACAAUGAUUUAUAGAGGAUAGUUGUUAAUCUCUUUUGCAGGAUAAUGAUAUGCAGUCUACUUACAGUGGUGAUAAUCUGGUUUAGAUUUUAAGCUAUUUUUUGAUUAUUAUAAUGGAGAAAUUAAACACUAUUAUAUAUCCAUGUUUGAAUAGUUAAAACAAAAAUAUAGUUCUUAAUCGCUCACAUUUUUAUAAGGUCUAAUACUGCCACACUUGUUUUCAAGGCAGUGAGAAGGUUGGGAGCAGGGUCCCCCGCCCCCAUGUAGUCCAUAGUCUAGAGACUGAGCUUCUGCUUGCUGAGAGCUGGGCUAUAGCUGCACACUGUCCUGAGGUAGGUCCGCACCUCUGCUUUCUGCUGGCAGCCUGUGAGCCGAACUGUCACUCUGUGGGCUUCGGCCUUCUCAUUUUGGUUAUUCUACUGGUCCUCUGUGAUCAUACUCUGGGGGUUCAUUUGUUUGUUCGGCUUUGUAUUUCCUACUGACUCAUGUUGAACAUUCUUAUGCCUCCCGUGUAGCUUUUAGGAAUACCAAUUCUUAUUUGGUCCAUGUACAAAUUUGGCUUUUCAUGCUGGGCAGUGAUGGUGCAAGCCUUUAAUCCCAGCACUUGGGAGGCAGAGGCAGGUGGGUCUCAGAUUUCAAGGCCAGCCUAGUCUAUAAAGUGUGUUCUAGAGUAGCUAAGGCUAUACAGAGAAACCCUGUCUAGAAAAACAAAACAAAACAAAAAAUAUCAUUUUCAUUAGUAUUGAGUUUUAACAGUUAUUAAAUAUAUUUGUGCCAUUUUUUAAUGGCUUCGUAUUUUAUUUUCUUACAGUUUUGGCAUGCCAUAUAAGUGUCUUAAUGUUCUUGACAGAACAGAUGUUUUUAACUUUAAUGUAGAUAGCUUUGUAAUUUCCCCCAAGCUUUUCUCAUUAAAAAUUUGUUUCUUCACUUUACUUCCUGAUGGUAGCCUCCCUUUCUCUUCACACCCCCAUACUCCCUCCCCUUCGUUGAAGAGGAGGAGAGAGGCACUUCCCUUUCUCUGCCACCAACCCACCCUGGCAUAUCAAGUCACAGCAGAACUAGACACUUCCUCUCUCACUAAGGCCAAACAAGUCAACCCAGCUAAGGGGAAGGUAUCCAGAGACAGCCACCACUCCAAUUGUUGGGCCACCCAUGUGGAGACCACGCUGCACAUCUGCUACACAUGUGUAUGGGGCCUAGAUCCAGUCCACACAUGCUCUUUUGUUGGUGGUUCAGUCUCUGUGAGCUUGUAUGGGCCCAGGUUAGUUGACUCUAGGGUCUUAGGGUGUCUUUGACCCCUCUGGUGCCAGCAAUUCUUCCCCAAUUCUUCCACAUGACUCCCUGAGCUCUGCCUGAUGUUUGACUGUGGGUGACUGUAUCUGCCAUCAGCUGUCGUAUAAAGCCUCUCAAAUUCAGUUAUGUUAGGCUCCUGUCUGCAAGCAUAGCAGAGUAUCAUUAGUCAGGAGUUGACUUUCUCCCAUGGGUGUGCCUUAAGUUGGACUAGUCAUUGGUCGGUCAUUCUCUCAAUCUCUACUCCAUCUUUAUCCCUACACAUCUUGUAGGCAAGGCAAAUUUGGGCUGGAGGUAUUGCGGGUGGGUUGGUGUCUCCUUUCCUCCACUGGAAGCCCUGGCUGGCUACAGGAAGUGUCCACUUCUAGCUCCAUAUCCCCAGCUGCUAGGAGUCUCAGCUAGGGUCACCCCUAUAGACUCCCAGGAGCUUCUCCUGUUCCAGGUGCUCUGACUUGUCCUAGAAAUGCCAGCUCAACAAUUUCCCCUCCCCCCCUCAUUCUCCUCCCUUCCCUGUGCUCUCCCCAUGCCUCAUCCCCCUCCUUCUUCCCCUUCCCACUUACUCACUCACUCUCCCACUUCUGAUGUCUAUUUUAUUUCCCCUUCUGAGUGAGAUUCAAGCAUCCUCCCCUGAGCCCUCCCUGUUACUUAGUUCUGUGGAUUAUAGCAUGGCUAUUGUGUACUUUAUGGCUAAUACCUACUUAUAAGUGAGUACAUGCUAUGCAUGUCUCUGACAACCUUUAUAGUGUCAGGACAUUGCUCUCCUGCUCUUGCUCCCCCCCCCCCGCCGUGUGUGUGUGUGUGUGUGUGUGUGUGUGUGUGUGUGUGUGUGUGUGUGUGUUUCAAAUCUCAGGACAGAACACAUACAGACAACAUGGUUCCACAUGGAGAGGUUUAAUGAAAGAAAAAGGAUAGAGCAGAGGAAAGGCCGGCCAGGGAAGGAGAAAGGAGAAAGGAGAAAGGAGAAAGAGAGAGAGAGAGAGAGAGAGAGAGAGAGAGAGAGAGAGAGAGAGAGAGAACACAAAGAGCAAGAGAGGGUAAGAAGGGAGUAAGAGGAGGGGUCAAGCAGUCCCUUAUAUAGUCAGGCACAGCUGGCUGUUGCUAGGCGACUGUAGGGCGGAGCAUACCUGGCUGCUGCCAGGGAGCUGUGGGGGCUGGAGCUUAGACAGAAUACCAAACACUCUAGAUCUUCUCUCUCCCCUCCCUAAGCAAGAUCUGAACUCCUUCCUACCUAGGAACCUCCCAAGUGCUGAAAUUACUGAUGUGCACUUCCCUUCCUGACCUAAAAGUGCAGCUUAAAUAUUACUCCUUUAUAGGACCUUAUUAAAUGAUAUUGCUGUUGUUACUUUCAAAAUACCAUAUCAGUACUUUUGAGAUUUUAUAAUUUGCUCCUUUAUAUGGUUAUUAGAGUAGGAUUUAGAUUCAAACUCAACAUGCAGGUUUGUAAAGGGAGUUAAAUACUUUAAGUUAUAAGCUUAAUAAGACAUUAUUUACUAUUUGAUAAAUUCAUUGUUUCAGUGUUUUGUGUCUUUUUCAUGUAAAUUGGUUCAUCAACUUAAGAGAGAACAUAAUUACUUAAAAACGAUUGAUUUUUUGAAAUAGAAUUUCUUCCCAUUUUCUAGAGAUUUUCCUGCUUUUUGUUGGAAUAUCUGCAGAGACAGGCUUACUCAACCCACAUCUGUCAGGAUAAUCUUUAGUUCUUACACAUUCCAUUAGAGCAAUGACUCGGUUUCUUCCAAAAACUGUACAUUUUCCACAUUUUUUUCUCAUCAGCUUAUCUUACCAUUAAAAUUUUUGUAAAAUUUAUGUGGGUGCAUUUUUCCUGCAUGUGCUUCUGUGCACCAUGUUCAUGGCUGGUGCUGUAGAGGCCAGAGGCAAACAUCGACCCCCUGGAACUGGAAGUAUAGACAGCAGAGAGCCACCAGAUAGAUGGUAGGGACCAAACUUGAAGAGUAGUCAGUGCUUCUUUAAAAAUGAGCUUACCUCCUAGUAGUUUAAGUUAAGUAUUAUUAUAGUCUCAGAAAGGGUAAGAUGGGUUUCACUCUUACUGUUUGGGCUUAGUGUAUCUUUCAGUUGUUGUUCAGGAAAGGCAGACAUGUUGACUAAUUAAGCCUGUUUUCUCCAUUUCUCUGACUGUUUUUAAAGAACAAGAGAGCCGAAGGAACAUGGGACUAAAUCAUAGCUCAUCUCAAGAGAUGCUCAUUCCCUCAGGACUCAUGGUCAGGCUUCAUGGUGUGCUGUGAUUGGUAGCUAACCUUCUUUGUUGUAAAAAGCUAUUUUCUACAUUUUUAUUUUUAAGCUAGUUUGUAAAUACUUUGCUUUUUGAGAGAACAGCCCAUGUUCCUUGCUGAAACUUCAGCCCAUUUCAUACUUUUGUUUUGUUUGUUUGUUUGUUCGUUUGACAUACAGGUUCCCUUUACAUCUCAGUCUGGCUUGAAUUUAUAAUUCUCCUGCCUUGCCUUCCUGAGUGCUGGGAUUACAGGCAUGUAUGGCUCAAACUAAUUCUUAAAUGUUACAGUUUUGAAUGAUAUAACAAAAGCCUUUGUGUAAUUAGGGUUUUACCCAAGUUAACGUAAACCAGUGCAUUUCUGUUAUCCCCUAGUAAAUACUCUGAAACCUAAAGGCAACUCCCUCUUUGUUCUGGCAGAAUUAAAAAUAAGAGUCUCUAUCUAGAGCUAAGAGAAAACAUGAGCGUAAAGGAGAGAGGUUCAGUGCAGCAGCUUUCUACUGAGCUUUCUACCUUAGCGGGUUGGAUCAUAUUCCCCAGGUGGCUAUGGUAGGUGCUGCUGGUAUACUCUCAGAUGACAGACACAAGAGAACCUUUAGGAAAGGGGUUCACAGGUACAAAGACACCUAGAAGUCACUCUCUUCCAUGAACCGAAGCAAUUCUUCCUUCCUCGGUAAGACGUUUGAACCUUUAUUGGCCAUAAACACACAGAUGUGUUUGUUCUUGAAUGUGUAUGUAUUAUAUCUCAUGAGAACUGUAUGUCGAAAGAGGACUUUGAUUUUCCCUUUCCCUCAUCUUUAACUCCACCCUCUGAGUUCUGGUGCUGGCUUCCAACUAUUUGUUAGAAAUAGUCUAAAUUACAGACUGUGGCACCUUCUGAGGUUUGGAGGCCUUAAUGCCUUGGAUUCUGAAGUUACCAAUACUUCUUUAGAUGUUAUUUUCUGGUUUGAAAUUCCUUGUGUUUAGGAAGCUGCUUCAUAACAUAAUGAAAGUCAACAUCAUACUUUUUGAAAUUAAGAAAGAGUAGGAUAUUUUUAAAUUCCUCUUAUCAAAUGUUAUAAUAUCUGUGUUUAACACUGUGUCUACAAAGGAAACUAAAAUAACUCGAAAGCAUUUAUUGAAAAUUGGGAAUGACUUUGUCUUGAGCAUCUUGGCAGAGAUUUGGGAGGUCUGGUCUAGCCUUGCUAGGCCUUUUAAGUUGCUUUUUUUUUUUUUAAAUCAAAGUAGAAAGAGGAAUAUAAGAGUAACAAGGACCAUUUCUUUCCUUGAAAAACUGUUUAAGUGUAUUUCUAAGUUAAGAUACUUUAAGGGUAAUCAGAUAUUACCUCUACUAGUUAGUUCUUGCUGUUGGGAUUUAAUGCCCUUUGUUUGGAAAAUCUGGGUGAGUAUGCUCUCCUCUUUACAAAGUGACAACAGGGCUUCCGUUCAGUCGGAUGCUGUCACUUUCCCUUCUCUGAGGAAUAUAGAGCCAUAGUCUCAGUGUAUAUUUAAUAAAUGUAGAGCAGAACUAUUGCUGUGAACAAUAUGCCAAUGAAAUGGCUUAGCAAGUGAAAGUAUUUUCAACCAAACCUGACUGAGUUCUGUCUGAUCCCUGAGAGCCAAAUGGUAUGGAAGGAAAGAGUCAGUCUCUGCAUGUUGUCCUCUGACCUCUAUAAGUGUGCCAGGGGGUGAUUGUCACCCCCCCACACUUGCAUGCACGCCCACACAAACAAACAAAUGAGUAUUAAAUUAUAAUUUAAAUUCUGUUCAAUAUAUUCUCUUUGUGCUUUCUGUGCAAUAGGCAAUAAUUGAACAACUUUUGUUAAAAGGAAAUUAGUAUCUGUAAGUACAAUAAACUAUUCUAUGUACAUGCACAAUGAGAAGGGAUCAGUACGAGUGCUCAGAGGUCCCUAGAUAUGUAGCUCCUAAUUGGCUUUUACUGUCACACCUACUGGCCCUGUCACCUACGGCUUUUUCUUGCCUUGUAUUUAUAGUAAUGGUACUAUCAUGUGUGCAUUUAUUCAGAAGGACUGAGGAAGUGUUCAAUGAAAAACUUUAGAUAAAUUUAACAGUUUAUUUGAACAAGAAUAAUUCAUGUAUUGGACAGCAUUCUGUACUGGACAGAGGCUCAAAGAAUGUAGGACAGUGAAUAUUGACAGACAGAACUCUAAAGUGGAGUACAAGGUAGCUUUUUGCCUCAUUUGAGCAUGGCCUGUAAUUGGCUCAGUGGUUUUAUGAUCUUGGCUGACAUUUGACUUUCCAUUGCAAAAUUACACCAGGUUAAAUUCACAUUCACUUAUAAGCAAGUUGUUUUGUAGUUCAUUUUGUAGGAACUCAAAUUACCGAGACAGCCUCGGUCUAAAUGUCUUCUGCCUAUUCAACAAAUCCUUGUGUAAAAAGAAGGGGCAAUAAAAAUUCUCUGGGUUGUAGUGUGGCCUUGAUUUCUUUGAGAAUCUUAUGGUUUGGAUAUAAAUGAACUCAAAGGAUCAUGUGUUUUGGGCUUGUUCCCCUGGUGUUGGGGCUGUUGCAGUAACUGGAUCUCAGGGGCUCUAACUUUGUCGGCGGAAUAAGCCCUUGAUAAAACCUAGUUUCUGAAUAGACUAGUAGAAGGUCAGUCAGUCUUGUCCUUAGGUCCUGUUGUCUCCUUGGCUUCCUGGCUACUGUGAAGUGAGGAGGUUUUGUCACAUGCUGCUGCCACUGUGGUGUUUUCUGUCUCACUGCACGCCUUAGCAAUAGGGCUAGCCAAACCAAACAUGAACUAAACCCUACUGAGACCAUGGGCCAAAAGCCCUUCUUUUUUUCCUUUUCAAUUUUGUAUGUCAGUUAUUUUGCUGCAGUCAUAAAAUGCUCAGUGGAUUACUAGUCAUAAUCACUAGUGAGUGCUGGAAAACACAGGGCUCAGCAUUGCUUGUAGUUUGGUUCUGGGCUAUUGCUGGUAGCAGGAAUACAGCAGAAGAAUGUUGUACUGUUUAGCUUGCAGUAGCCUAUCAAAUGAAAAGUAGGACAUGUUCUUAUACUAGAGAUAUUGUCAGUUAAUUCAAACGUGGGUCUAGGGAAAGAGACAAAAUUAUAAUGUACACGAGGACAAGCUUCAGGUCAGAGAAGAACUUGGGCGGAGGUGACCCAAGCAGCUCCCCUUGUAAAAGAUGGUGCCCUGGCAGGGGAUAUUUUGGUAAAAGUAGUGAUUUGACUUGAUGAUCUUUUAUACCCUAAACAGUGCUGAUUUACUGUUACUUUUUUUUGGUACAGUAUCUAUGCUGGUACAGUCUUCUCUACUUGGUAGACUGGACAGAAGUAAGCCCUAGAGGAGAUUGUUUACAUGGGUAUUUUCUCAAUUCUACCAGAGAGAGAACAGGGGAUGGGUGGGGACAGUCACAUGAUUUCUGGUUGGAGAUGAUACAGAGGCUUGGGGGAUAGUGAACUCAUGAGCUCUGGGUACCUUGUGCAUCAAAUCUGAGUAUUUUAGAACCUGAACUGACAAGAGGUGCACUUGAGGAUUCUUUAAAAAAUACACAAAAGUAAAUAAAAAUGAGUGCAAAGUAGGUUUUUGAAAGCUAUAAUAUUUUAAAUAUUAUUACUAAAUUCUACUAAUGUGCAAAAUUGAGAGUUUGGCAGGGUUAGGAUUUCUAAAUGGGGCACCAUUCUCUUUGAGAUUCCAGUAUUAUUAAUGGAUAUUUUAAAAUAUUAAUUUGUCCAUUUGACAUGUAAUCCUGUGUAAGUUGCUGCUGUGAAUUGUGUACAGAAGGACGUUUUGAUAGAAAGACUGACCUGUGACAUGGCUUUUGUGCCUCUUUGAGCCUAUAUUUGUGCAUCUCAGGGUCAUUGUGAAAUUUGUGUGCAGAUGGAUUCCUGUUCUUGUUUAUGGUCUUCAAAAAAACAAAAACAAGUUCUUUCCUCUGAUGUUCCUUGAAAUUUAGGAGAGAACACGUUAUUCUAAUGCUUUUGCCUGGAACCUUUGCAGACUGUAUACAAUAAUCCUACAAUACAGAUGCUACUCUUGAGUAUUUUAUAGAGAAGGAAAUGGAGACACCAUUAAAUUUAAACCCUACUUAACUGUAAGGGGUAAUGCCUUUUCUUUAUUCCUUUAAAGGCAAGCACCAACUAUAUGAAUUAAUUAUAUUUUCUGCUUGCCUACAAUUACUAGUAAUUUACAUCUUAUGGUUUGAGGAAGAGUGAAACAAGGCAAAAACAGAGGCCCUCAGACAACACCAUAGCUUUGAUGAGAGUAACCAUAAACUUAAUUUUACAAUGAUUUUGAAAUGCAUUUGCCCAAGUACAAGGUGGAUAACAUUAUACGGGAAACUUGGUUGUUUUUUAAUGUAGCCCUGGCUGGCCUGGAACUCACUAUGUAGUCUGCUUGCUCCUGCCCCUUGAGUGUUGGAAUUAAAGGCAUGUACCACCCUCACUAUCAGAAACUGUGUUUUUAAUGCUUUUUUUUUCCUUAAGAAGAAAUACUCUUAAGGUUAUAUGGAAUGAUGCUGUAUGUGAACCAAGACUCGGUCGGCUUUAAAAUGUGUGCAUAGUAAGAAAGAAAUUGAAUCUCAGGGCAAAAUUCUUGGAAGAAUAAACCACCAAGUUUAACUUGAAUGGAGUUAGGGUAAGGCAAAAGUAAUUUAAUAAAACGAGAAGAGUUCUUGGGAAUUUUAAAAGUUAGGCAUAAGGAGAUGGUAUAGGUUAUUACUUUUGAAAUAGCAAAUUAUUUGUUUUUAUAUGGGCAAAAGUAGUUGGUAGAUCAUGCAUUUUGAAUGUUUUAAACACCAGGAAGAGGAUCUGUAGCAGCUAAUGCUUCAAGGGAGUGUAUGCUAGAGUGUGUGGCAUCUUUAUGGUGUCAUUUAAUCUUCUGUGUUAAUUGGUUCACAUUAAUGGUGUCUUAAUGACUACUGUAUUCCUCUUAGAAGUAAAACUUAUAUGUUAACUCUCUGCUUUAGCAGUUGUGAUCCAUCAAAUUUGUACUUGAAAGAAUAUCUUUCCUUAUGAAUUCUUAAUCAUGGCCAAGACAAGCAGCAGAUUAGAUAUAAAUCUAGAAGCUUCAGGAAAGAUAAAAAGUAUAAUGUUGAGAUCUAUUUUUGAAGUAACCAAAAGCUGAAAAGAAAAGAGUCAGGAGAGGAGGGAGAUGUGGCCAGAUACACAAAAACAUAAUAGAUGUGGUGAAAGGUUUGUCAUCUUGAGAAAAGAAGGGACCCUAUUACUUCAUUGAGAAUGGCUAAGUAUUGAUCUUGCUUUGUUUUUCUAAAGCAGCGAGCAGUUCAGUGCAGGGAAUCGUUCCUUUGAUAUAAACUCAAAGCGUUAGUGGAAUAGCCCUUUAAUCAACUCUUUUUCUUUUUCUUUUUUUUUUUUUUUUGAAAAGGAACCAGUUGUCUGGCUCAGUGCCUUUGCCGUCAGUCUCUCUAUCUGUUUAUUGCUGAUUUGACAGUCUCUGGUCCUCCUUUCUGUUAAAUGUGUGUGUCCUUUGUUUGUGCUGGUUGGCUACAUUUGGAUGUGAGAGAAAAGCCUGCUUUUGCCAUAUUGGGCUAAUUAGCCUUCUGGGUGAGCAUAUAUAUUAAAUAGGCCUUCUAAACCAUGAAAGAAGAGAGUUCACAACAUCGUAGAUUUUCUUCAUGUACUGGGGUUUCGUCUGUUUUAUUCCCUCCACGUAUUGAUGGCCGAAAGCUUGUCCGGAAUGCUUCAUUUGGAGGAUACAAUGAACUUUCUCCUUCCUUACAAGGUUUUGAAAGAGGAAAAGAAGACAUUUCUCAAAAUAAAGAUGACUCUUCACUUUCAAUGUCAAAGAGCAAGUCUGAAUCUAAACUUUAUAAUGGCUCAGAAAAGGACAGUUCAACUUCAAGUAAGCUCACUAAGAAAGAGUCUCUUAAGGUACAAAAGAAGAAUUACCGUGAAGAGAAGAAGAGAGCCACGAAGGAGUUACUCAGCACCAUCACAGACCCCUCUGUCAUUGUCAUGGCCGACUGGCUGAAGAUUCGUGGUACCCUAAAGAGCUGGACCAAGCUGUGGUGCGUGUUGAAACCUGGAGUGCUUCUGAUCUAUAAAACGCAAAAAAAUGGUCAGUGGGUUGGAACAGUCCUUCUGAAUGCUUGUGAGAUCAUCGAACGUCCAUCAAAAAAGGAUGGCUUUUGUUUCAAGCUUUUCCAUCCUUUGGAGCAGUCUAUCUGGGCAGUGAAGGGUCCCAAAGGUGAAGCAGUUGGAUCCAUAACUCAGCCUUUGCCUAGCAGUUACUUGAUUAUCCGAGCUACUUCAGAGUCAGAUGGAAGGUGCUGGAUGGAUGCUUUGGAGUUGGCUUUGAAGUGUUCUGGUCUUCUUAAGCGUACAAUGAUGAGGGACGGGAAGGAGCAUGACUUGAGCAUUUCCUCAGAUAGCACACAUGUGACUCUGUACGGCCUACUGCGUGCUAACAACCUCCACAGUGGCGACAACUUCCAGUUGAAUGACAGUGAGAUUGAAAGGCAGCACUUUAAGGACCAAGACAUGUAUUCCGAUAAAUCCGACAAAGAGAACGACCAGGAACAUGACGAGUCUGACAACGAGGUGCUAGGGAAAAGUGAAGAGAGCGACACAGAUACGUCAGAAAGGCAAGAUGACUCAUACAUCGACCCUGAGCCCGUGGAGCCAUUAAAGGAGACCACCUACAUGGAGCAGAGCCACGAAGAACUGGGAGAGGCAGGUGAGGCUUCUCAAACAGAAACUGUGUCUGAAGAAAACAAAAGCCUUAUCUGGACUCUGCUCAAGCAAGUCCGUCCCGGCAUGGAUCUAUCCAGGGUGGUUCUUCCUACAUUUAUCUUGGAGCCUCGUUCAUUCCUGGAUAAACUUUCAGAUUACUAUUACCAUGCUGAUUUCCUGUCUGAAGCUGCUCUGGAAGAAAAUCCAUAUUUCCGUUUGAAGAGGGUUGUGAAAUGGUAUUUGUCAGGAUUUUACAAGAAGCCAAAGGGACUGAAGAAACCAUAUAAUCCUAUACUUGGUGAGACUUUCCGUUGUUUAUGGAUUCAUCCCAGAACAAACAGCAAGACUUUCUAUAUUGCUGAACAGGUGUCCCAUCACCCACCAAUAUCUGCCUUUUAUGUCAGUAACCGAAAAGAUGGGUUUUGCCUUAGUGGGAGCAUCCUGGCUAAGUCCAAGUUCUAUGGAAACUCAUUAUCUGCGAUAUUAGAGGGAGAAGCCCGGUUGACUUUCUUGAAUAGAGGUGAAGACUAUGUUAUGACAAUGCCGUAUGCUCACUGUAAAGGAAUUCUUUAUGGCACAAUGACACUGGAACUAGGUGGAACUGUCAACAUUACCUGUCAGAAGACUGGGUACAGUGCGAUACUUGAAUUUAAACUAAAGCCAUUUCUAGGGAGCAGUGAUUAUGUUAAUCAAAUAUCAGGGAAACUUAAAUUGGGAAAAGAAGUCCUCGCUACUCUGGAAGGCCAUUGGGAUAGUGAAGUUUUCAUUAAUGACAAAAAGACUGAUAACUCAGAGAUUUUCUGGAAUCCAACUCCUGACAUUAAACAGUGGAGAUUAAUAAGGCACACUGUAAAAUUUGAAGAACAGGAUGAUUUUGAAUCAGAGAAACUCUGGCAACGAGUGACAAAAGCUAUAAAUGCCAAAGACCAAACAGAAGCCACUCAAGAAAAGUAUGUUUUGGAAGAAGCUCAAAGACAAGCUGCCAGAGAUCGAAAAACAAAAAAUGAAGAGUGGGCUUGUAAGUUAUUUGAACUUGACCCACUCACAGGAGAAUGGCACUAUAAGUUUUCAGAUACCCGACCAUGGGACCCACUUAAUGAUAUGAUACAAUUUGAAAAAGAUGGAGUUAUCCAGACCAAAGUGAAACAUCGCACUCCAAUGGUUAGUGUUCCAAAAAUGAAACAUAAACCAACAAGGCAACAAAAGAAAGUGGCAAAAGGCUAUUCUUCCCCAGAGCCUGACGUCCAGGAUUCUUCUGGAAGUGAAGCUCAAUCUGUAAAACCAAGUACACGAAGAAAGAAGGGGAUAGACCUGGGAGACAUUCAAAGUUCCAUUGAGUCUAUAAAACAAACACAGGAAGAGAUUAAAAGAAAUAUUAUGGCCCUUCGAAAUCAUUUACUUUCAAGUACGCCUGCUACGGAUUAUUUUCUGCAACAGAAAGAUUACUUCGUCAUUUUCCUGCUGAUUUUGCUUCAAGUCAUAAUAAACUUUAUAUUUAAGUAGAAGUUCUCAACAGUUGAAUCAAUGAACUAGAACGAUUAGAAUGUGACCUGGGACCAAUGUUCAAAUUGGUUUGCUCUUUAUUAAAGCAUCACAAUAUUUCUGAAUCAAGCAAACAAACUAGGAGAUAAAUGUAGAAAUGUCUGCCUACUUUUCACAUCUUUUAUCCUUACCCCGAAACAAGAGCUACUGUGUUUGUUAGUACAAUCGGCUGUGUGUUCAGUGCCAGAACACUUUUAUGAGACUGUGCCUACAUGCGAGUAAGCCCACACGUGUGCCAGAGCUCUUCCCUGACAGCAGUUCCUAUGCUCUGCAGUGUGCUGUGAAGUAUUCUGAUGCCAGUGUUUAUAACAGAGAUGCCGCCACUCCUAUAAAUACAUCUGUGGUCAACUACUGUCUUCAGAAGACCGGCAUUGACUUUCAUUAGGGAAUUACAGUGGGGAAAUGAUAGAUAAUAGAUGUUAUGAGUAAUUCAAUACAUUAUGCUGUAAAACCACCUCCAAAUUAUCUAGCUCAGUUUGUCUUCUUAGGUAGACCAAAAAAAAUAUGUGGGUGAUCAGAAUUAAUGUAUUGUAAGGGACAAGUAGAAACUUUUUAAGAGUUUACACAAGAUUUUGUAGCCCCUAGCAUUUAAUGUUACAGAUAUAGGUGAAUACACAGUUAUAUUAUCUAUCUAUCUCACUAUUAAAGAUGGGUGAGCAGCUACAUGGAUGUGUAUGGUACAGCCCCACCUUAAGCACUUGCUGGAAAAGGAAUAAUCAGAGUGUUUAUGCAGGCCAUGUGAAAUCCUGAUGGUUUUGGGUUUUCUUUAUGAAAAACUUUUUAGCUUUCCUUUAGACACAAGAGAGCUCAAGGAGUAAAUUGAAGAGAAAAAUAUAAUAUCUUACUUCAAAAGUCAAAGAAGGUGGUAAGAAAAGACUGCAGUGGCCUUUAUUUUAAUAUAUUCAAAUCAAUUUGCUUAAAUGUGCAAUAAGUUGAGCAUUGGGUAAUAUCAAAUUAUGGAGUUUAUCAUCUCCUUCCAUCGUCCUUCCGUAAGCCACAGUUCUGCACAAGUCUUUCUGUUCCAGCUCAGGCAAAUUCUGUUCCUAAGAGGUCUUGCCUAUUUAUUCAGUUUAAUAUUGUGUUUUUACAUAAAUAUUUAUCAUUGUCAAAAAGACUUCUUUAAAAGGUAGCUAAGUUUUCAAACGUCAAAAAUGUAAAUUCUUCAACCUACAGGUUUUAGAAGGGUUUAUUAAGUGACAACUGAGAGAGAGCUGACAGUCUGGCUACAUCUGCCUUCAACUAAGGAGAGACUGAGAUCAAGUAAAGCCAGUCAGCUUGCUUCGAGAAGACAGCCACCUUGCUAAAGUGGAAAGCCUCCUCUUCCCAACGAAUGAGUAUCCAUAGGUUCCUAUAAAAAGCCAUUUCCAAUGUGGUGUUAGCAAAACAGUGCUGUGUUUCAUAUGAAAAUAUUUUAAACUCUAACAGCAUAAGCAAGACAUACCUGUAUCCAGUAUUUCAUUAUGGAGUUUUGGGUUAUAUUUCAUAUUUCUCAAUAUAUUGUUUGUAUUCAUACUCUACUACCAAUAUUAUGCUCGACUGCCUAUUCAUUGAUGUGAUAUUUUGUAAAUAUUGUACAACUUGAUCUUUAUAUGAUUUUAAAUUACUAUUAAUUUAUAUUAUAUAUAACUUGAUUGGUUGAUCACAAAAAGUCGUUUCAUUGUUAAACCCUGAAAUGUUAAUUGUUGGUGACAUGCCUUAGGGCUCUUUCUUAAAUCUCUGUGUUGUUUGUGAUCUGAACAGUGCUUUAUUUGUAUUAAUACCCAAGACUGGAAAGGUAAUUGUUUUUUUUUUAAAUUUCACCUUAGAGCUUAUGUUAAUGGAUCCUUACCCAAGGAGUCAGAAACUAAUGAACAGGGUGACUGUUUCUUAUACACUAAAAGCUAAUGUUCAAUCAGAUGCUUCUCUGAUGCUUUUAGUUGUAUAAGUUUCUUUCUGUGAACUGAACACAAAACUCAGGAAUUGGUGGAUUCAUAUGUAAGUCCUUUAAACAACAUGUAAUUGAACUUGAGUUUAGCAGACUGUGUGACUGACCUCCAACAAUCUGAUCUAAGGGUUAUCUUUCUUCAUAAAUGGAUUCACAGUGUGUGUGUGACUCACUGUUUUCACUGCUGAAAACUCAGUGUGGUUUCUAGGCUUUGUGACUAUGACCAGUUUUUUUUCAUCUAUCCAGAACUUCAUUUUCUCACCUAAGACUUUAGAUAAUCACAAUUAUCGACACUGUUGUUAAAUGUCUUUAGCUGUCCCCCGUCCCCCGUCUAGUGAGAUACUGCUGGCUAAGAUAGCGAGGCCUGUGAAUGUCCGUGUGCUACAGCGAUGGGCACUGAAUUUGUAAUUCCCACACUUCUGUUUCUUAGUGUGACUUAGAAAGAGGAAGUAGAAAUCUUUGUCACAGCUCAGUUGACAACUGCAUUCCAUUGAAAAGUUGGCCUUGUGAGAUACAAUCCUCAUUUAUACUCAUGCUUUGUGCCUUUAAGGAAAUACUUUUGUUAUUUUUGUUACAGAACCAUGAUGUGUUCAGUGUUCUAGCUUAUUCGUCAUGAAAAGGGUCAUUUGUUUUUGUCACUUUAUUCCUUUUAUAUAACUGAAGAAUAUGUAAACAGUAAUGCUGUACUUUUAUAAGGGUUUGUGUAGCUAACUAUUUCAAAUAUUUCAUACUCAGACAUCAAUGAAGUAAACUUGUCAGAUCGUUCUGAGUAUUGUAAACAGUGCCUUUUUGAUGGAAUUCACACUGUUUUGGGUGUCAACUUGUGCCAUAUUCACAGAAUUUUGUGGAAGGCAGUUUUAACUUUUUGAAGAAUAUCUUCAUCAAAAAUUUAAAAAGUAAAUGUAUAAAACAUCUUUUUUCCGUGUUUAGCAUUUAUAGUUAGCAGUAAAGAGUUUUAUUUUGCUUUUUUGUCUUAUUACAGGUUUGAUGGCAUAAGAUGAGCCACACAUGAGACUGUAGACUAUUUUGAAUUAUGUUAAAUAUAAAUAAAGAAAAUAUUCAUGUUUAUAUCCAAUUUUCCAAUUUGACCCAGUGGAAGGAACCUUUCAUAAUUCAAUAAGUUUACAUUUCAACUUCUUUCUUAUUUGACUAAAUAUAAAAAGAGAUUCUUUAAAAUGUAUAACCUGCCACCACUGUAUAAUUUGAUUUCAUUUUGUUAUAUAGUAUGGGUUUAGUAUAUUCCAAUUUUUGUUACAAUUAAAGUACUAUUUUGUUAGUUUUUAAUUGAAGAUGGACUGUUAACAUCAUAUAGGACCAGUGUCUUAUUAAUAAGAUGAACAUACUUAGUGAGGGCCACAGGAAAACCGUGACAAAAUGAAUGUGACUACAUGAAGUAUGUAGAAAAAUCAGCCUCUUUAUUUAUCAUAAAAAUUAUUUUAAUGUCAUAAUAUUGAAAUUCUUUAUUUGAAAAAAAAGUCAUGAACCAUUUGAAUGAUGAGCCACAUAACUUCAGUUGAAUUCAUUUCCACUUUGGGCAUGGUAAAUAUGCGUUCAAUUUUAAAUACUUCAGUUACUGGGUUUAUAAACCCAAGCACUAGCACUGGUCAGUUUUGUAUGAUAGGAUAUAAGUAUGUUGUCAUCUGCAGUGUAAAUAUAGCACACUGUUGAAUUCUCUUAAGGUGCAUAGUAAAUGUAUAGAUAGUCACAGGCGGUUUUGUAAUGUAUACAUUUCUAAUCUAUUAUUCCUAACCUGUUAUGUUUGCAGAGAGAAAAGAAUUUUUCUAAUAAUCUGUAAAAUUAUGUUAACUUCUACAAGUAGGUAUUCUAAAUAAACUUUUUUUAAAAGAGCAA